Molecule: messenger RNA, 2261 nt
Organism: Pleuronectes platessa (European plaice)
Lineage: Eukaryota; Metazoa; Chordata; Actinopteri; Pleuronectiformes; Pleuronectidae
Gene: f11r.1
Product: F11 receptor, tandem duplicate 1
Exons: 10
Coding region: 340-1233 (297 amino acids)
Biological process (GO): establishment of endothelial intestinal barrier; cell adhesion; regulation of membrane permeability
Cellular component (GO): bicellular tight junction
Source: RefSeq, a predicted model, not a curated record
CGGCCGAAAGCAGAGUGAACCCACGUCACCUUGAGGGAGCGUUUCCUCCUGCUCGGGUUACAGGUGCCUUGUUUCCAGUCGGACCUGCUCGUCUGCUUUCUCGUCACCUGUGAGCAGCCGGAAGUCACCGGGAGUUCCAGAUCGGUUUGUUGUUACCUGGGCGGAAUCCGCAGGUGAGAGAGCUCGGUGAUCACAGGCGGACUCCGGUCGACACAGCAGCGGAUUUAAAAAACCGAGGGGGGAGAAUCUCACACGAGGAGCUCACUCGACGGGAGGAACGUGUAUUUAUUCCCUCGGUUUCUCCAGGAGAGUUUCUGCGUCGUGUGAACGGAACGAAACAUGCUCGUCUCCGGGCUGCUCCCACUCGCUUUGUUCCUCUGCGCAGCCACAGUUGUAAGAGGCUUCACAGUCUCUACCAGUACUAAAGAUGUGCGGGCGAAAGAGAAUGAGGGAGCUGACCUAAAAUGCACGUAUUCAGGGGACUUUGGUGCAGGUGCAAGAGUGGAGUGGAAAUUCAAUGACUUAAAAGGCUCUCAGGCUUAUGUGGUUUUUGAUGGGAAACCAACAACGCCAUAUUCCAGUCGAGUGACAAUGUACGGCACCAAUAUUAGAUUCACCAAAUUGACCCGUGACGACAACGGAGUGUACGACUGUGAGGUGUCUGGCGGCGGGCACUUUGGGGAAGCCAGGGUGAAGUUGACAGUUGAGGUGCCUCCAUCUGCGCCACUGUGCAGGAUCCCAUCCUCAGUGACGACGGGCAAAAAGGCCAUGCUGUCCUGUCACGACAGCGUUGGCUCACCUCCUCCCCAAUAUAGGUGGUUCAAAGAUAGCACGCUCCUGCCCCCCGAGCCUCAAAAGAUCGCUGCCUUCAAAAACUACACCUACUUGCUCAACACAAGCGAUGGCAGCCUGGAGUUUGCCAGGGCAGCCAAGAUGGACUCAGGAACGUACUUCUGUGAGGCGUUCAAUAAUGUUGGGGCUCCUCAGCGCUGCAGAGCAGUGAAAAUGGAAGUCCGUGACCUCAACACUGGAGGAAUUGUUGCUGGAGUAAUCAUUUUUCUGCUGCUUCUGGCCCUGCUCGGAUUUGGCAUUUGGUAUGCUCACAAGAAAGGAUACCUGCCCAAGAAGAGUGAAAGCAAACCAAAGACUAACGUGGUCUACCAGCCUCCAUCUUUGUACGGCGGUGAAGAAGAAGACAGGGAUUUCAAACAGAAGUCGUCAUUCGUGGUAUAGUCCACAAGAAGAAGUCCCUACCGGAGAUCACCUGAGGUUUCAAAAUGCUCUCAGCUUGUUUGUUUUCUGACAAUUUUCUAUUCUGUUGAGUAAGUUGCAACAGAUAGAUAAUAAGAUUUUAAUUGAAUGUGCUGUGACCAAUUUUGUCCUCAUAUUUCUCCAGCUAUGUUUGAAGUGUGUGCGUUUCUAAUUUGUUUUGUUUAAAUGUUGCAUCUUCAUGUAAAUACUAGAUAUAGUACAGAUAAUAUCAGCACCAUCAAUUGGGUUUUUUAAAGCCGUUUCUUUUGUGGAUGCUAGUUGCGAACACACACAUAACCAACUACUUAUUGAAGUACAAUAGAAACAAUUUUAGUAAAGUACAAUAGACACAUUCUUCUCAGAUAAUGCAGUGUCUUGAUGGAACUUGUAGAGAUUUUUGUUAUGUCACCUUCAUUUAAGUCUUGUAUCUCUGUCUGUCUGUUUUUUAAUAAUGCAAAAGUUGUUGUAAACUAUUCUUUCUGUAAUGCUUUACUAAUGUUUUCCUCCUUGUAAAUAACAGUCUUUUUAAAUUCAGUUGAAACUAGGAAGUGUUUUAACGAGCUCCUUGACACCAACUACAAACUUACUUCACAUCAUCUCUGGCUGUUGUUUUGAUGACUAACCAGUUUCAGAGGCGCAUUUUCCUGAACAUAUCAUUAAGUAGUUGAAAUAUAUUAUGUGUAGAUGUGUUGUCUCAGAAAUACAUUUGCAAACUCAACAGCUACGUUGAAAUUAGUUUCAUCAGCAAACAAUUAAUGGUAGUGUGUUGAACAUCAUGCGUCACCUUUUCAUAACCAUUAUCUACCCUGAUACGAUUGUUCUGAAGCCGACCUCCAGACACUGAAAUGACACAAGAUGAUUUUGUUUCAUGCACAAAAUGUCUUUGGGUAGUUUGCUUCUCUGCACAUGUUCUGUAUUGCUUGGCCUUUUGGAGACAUUUUUAGAGCUGUUGUGUCAGCUGACGAUUGUAACUUUGCUUCAUGUAUCAGUUAAUAAAAAGAUUGUUUUUA